CGAAACCAUAGUACCUAUAUGUACAGUGACGAGUGUAAGUGUACGUAGGCUUCUUGAAGUGUGGUGCGUAUAAGCAGCGUAUGCUGUUUUUUGACAAUCUCGCAAAAAUAUUGUUGCUUGUGUGUCAUGGAAAGAAACUUAAAUUUUUCUCACAAUAUUUAUAAAAAUGAUCCCUUGCUGUUUAAGAGCUACGUUGGUAAGGAAGUAAAUAUUUUAAAUAAAGAUGACUCAGCGGUUACUGGGAUCGUUUAUACGGUUGAUCCGGUAUCAGAAAGCAUUGUGUUGUUACAAGGCUGCCAACAGAACCAUUUGAAACUCGUUUUUGGGCAUGUCAUAAAGAAUAUAGAAGUUCGCUCGGAUAAAUUACACGAAUUACCAACAUUAUUUAUGAAUCCGCAAACGUGUCUUCUUCAAUCAACAUUAGACGAACGGAAAAACGCAGUUGUUAAAAUGCUCCGUGAAAAUAGAUUCCCGGUUAAAGAGAAAGAGAACAUCUUGAUGAUCGAAGAUGUUCUGUCUAUAAAGCCGCCGUACAAGCCCGACGACUGUAUAUCUGCGAACAGUAUUAUUUUAGGAAGAAUACAAAAUCUACUCUCUUGUGUAAAAAUUUAAUAGCUCGAAUACAAUAAACAAUAUGGGAACGUCGACUUUCGAAUGUAUUAAAAACUCGAGGAAACUUAAAUAUUUGCUAUCCAAAUUUUAUUGUUUAACAAUGAUAUACGAACAAAAUAAUCAUUUAAACUAUCUAUCAUAAGUAUCGUAUCUUAUAUAUCGUAAGUUAGAAAUAUUUAAAAUAUCUAUCAUUAAAUGUAGACCGCAUUUGCUAAAAGAAAAUAGUUCCGAUUUAGAUUUAUAUCGUUCAUUAAAAUAAAUUUCGAUAUACUUUAUAAUAUUAUUGCAAUCAUCGCGAAAUUAAAAUGUUUCUUCUAAUGAAGAAUGCGACGAUAUAAAAAACAUGUUUGUAUAUGUAUUUAACCGACCCUGAAACAGGAUACAAUCGCUUUUAUAAAAAGAUUAAUUAUGUGGUCGUUUAGUUACGAUAUGUUAAUUUAAUAAAAAAAUACAUGAAGUUACCUUUCUAAGUGUC
This is a messenger RNA of Megalopta genalis, 1087 nucleotides long. Its product is annotated as gem-associated protein 6. Gene Ontology annotation, cellular component: SMN complex; nucleus. Gene Ontology annotation, biological process: spliceosomal snRNP assembly; spliceosomal complex assembly. NCBI's taxonomy places the organism in Eukaryota, Metazoa, Arthropoda, Insecta, Hymenoptera, Halictidae. The record is from RefSeq and is a predicted model, not a curated record.